GUUCCUGGGUAACAGAGCCACCUUCUGCGUCCUGCUGAGCUCUGUUCUCUCCAGCACUUCCCGACCCCUAGUGCCCGGUACUCUUGCUCUACCAGGAACAAGCCAUCAUGUCUCGCCAGUCGAGUGUAUCCUUCCGGAGUGGAGGCGGCCGGAGCUUCAGCACUGCCUCUGCCAUUACUCCGUCUGUCUCCCGCACCAGCUUCACGUCCGUGUCCCGGUCCGGGGGUGGCGGUGGCGGCUUUGGCAGGGUCAGCCUAGGGGGUGCCUGCGGAGCGGGUGGCUACGGCAGCCGGAGCCUGUACAACCUGGGGGGCUCCAAGAGGGUCUCCAUCAGCACGAGCGGUGGCACCUUCAGGAACCGAUUUGGUGCAGGUGCAGGUGCUGGAGGCGGCUAUGGCUUCGGAGGUGGAGCUGGGAGUGGAUUUGGUUUUGGCGGUGGAGCUGGUGGAGGCUUUGGGCUCGGUGGUGGUGCUGGCUUUGGAGGAGGCUUCGGUGGUCCUGGCUUCCCCUAUGGCUUCGGAGGUGGAGCUGGGAGUGGAUUUGGUUUUGGCGGUGGAGCUGGUGGAGGCUUUGGGCUCGGUGGUGGUGCUGGCUUUGGAGGAGGCUUCGGUGGUCCUGGCUUCCCUGUGUGCCCCCCUGGAGGCAUCCAAGAGGUCACCGUCAACCAGAGCCUCCUGACCCCCCUCAACCUGCAAAUCGACCCCGCCAUCCAGCGGGUGCGGACGGAGGAGCGCGAGCAGAUCAAGACCCUCAACAACAAGUUCGCCUCGUUCAUCGACAAGGUGCGGUUCCUGGAGCAGCAGAACAAGGUCCUGGACACCAAGUGGACUCUGCUCCAGGAGCAGGGCACCAAGACCGUGAGGCAGAACCUGGAGCCCUUGUUUGAGCAGUACAUCAACAACCUCAGGAGACAGCUGGACAGCAUCCUGGGCGAGAGGGGCCGCCUGGACUCGGAGCUGAGGAACAUGCAGGACCUGGUGGAGGACUUCAAGAACAAGUACGAAGAUGAAAUCAACAAGCGUACCACCGCUGAGAAUGAGUUUGUAAUGCUGAAGAAGGAUGUGGACGCUGCCUACAUGAACAAGGUGGAGCUAGAGGCCAAGGUCGAUGCCCUGAUGGAUGAGAUCAACUUCAUGAAGAUGUUCUUUGAGGCGGAGCUGUCCCAGAUGCAGACCCACGUCUCAGACACAUCCGUGGUGCUGUCCAUGGACAACAACCGCUCCCUGGACCUGGACAGCAUCAUCUCUGAGGUCAAAGCCCAGUAUGAGGAGAUUGCCAACCGUAGCCGGACAGAAGCCGAGUCCUGGUACCAGACCAAGUAUGAAGAGCUGCAGCAGACAGCGGGCCGGCAUGGGGAUGAUCUCCGCAACACCAAGCAAGAGAUCUCCGAGAUGAACCGGAUGAUCCAGAGGCUGAGAGCUGAGAUCGACAAUGUCAAGAAGCAGUGCGCCAACCUGCAGAACGCCAUCGCGGAUGCCGAGCAGCGUGGGGAGCUGGCCCUCAAGGACGCCAAGAAUAAGUUGGCCGAGCUGGAGGACGCCCUGCAGAAGGCCAAGCAGGACAUGGCCCGCCUGUUGCGCGAGUACCAGGAGCUCAUGAACACCAAGCUGGCCCUGGACGUGGAGAUCGCCACCUAUAGAAAGCUGCUGGAGGGCGAGGAGUGCAGACUGAGUGGAGAAGGAGUUGGACCAGUCAACAUCUCUGUCAUCACAAACAGCGUGUCCUCUGCCUAUGGCGGCGGCAGUGGCUUUGGCGGUGGCCUCGGUGGAGGUCUUGGUGGAGGUCUUGGCGGUGGUCUUGGAGGAGGUGGCGGCGGAAGCUACUACUCCAGCAGCAGUGGAGGCGUUGGCCUGGGCGGCGGGCUUAGUGUGGGGGGCUCUGGCUUCAGUGCAGGCAGUGGCCGAAGCCUGGGGAUGGGCUUUGGCAGUGGUGGGGGCAGUAGCUCCAGUGUGAAGUUUGUCUCCACCACCUCCUCUUCCCGGAAGAGCUUCAAGAGCUAAGAGCCUGAUGCAAGUCACUGCCUCCCAAGAGCAGCAACCCAGCCUGUGGUUACUGCCUCUUCCAGGUGGUUGCCCAAGCCAAGUUUUUUUUUUCUGGAGUGUGGUCUAGUCCAAUGUAUUGCAGAGUAGCAUUCUUGGUUCCUGGAAGGGUCCAAUCCCCGGUCUCUAGUCUCCCAUAUUGUGAUUCUAUGCUCUGCUUCAAAUCAGCCUUUAGAUCUCUAUAGCAUGGUCCUCAAGAGAAGAAUCCAAAGUUUCCUAGUAUCUAAACCUUCAGACCAGGGUCCCCAUCCAUAUCCCAAAUUUUGAUCUGGUUCUGACUACCUCCAGAGUGUGUUCAAUAAAAUGCUUUUAUAAUAUAA
Messenger RNA from Ailuropoda melanoleuca (giant panda), 2359 nucleotides. It is a transcript of the gene KRT5, whose product is annotated as keratin 5. Lineage: Eukaryota; Metazoa; Chordata; Mammalia; Carnivora; Ursidae. Gene Ontology annotation, molecular function: structural constituent of skin epidermis. Gene Ontology annotation, biological process: intermediate filament organization; keratinization. The record is from RefSeq and is a predicted model, not a curated record. Gene Ontology annotation, cellular component: keratin filament. The coding region runs from base 108 to 2000 and encodes 630 amino acids. The transcript is spliced from 9 exons.